CUUCCACUUUCACAAUUGUUUAACUUGAUGACGGACUCACCCACUACCUUGGUCGUCCACUGCAAAGGCAACUUUUUUCCACCCCUAUAAACGAUCUGCACGCGGCAGUGCAUUGUCAGCUCAAAGAGCAAUCAUUCCACCGACAAACUCGACGGUUAUCCCAUCACAAACGCCUUCCCGGCCAUCAUGGCUUCGUUUACAUGAGUCCCAGGCUUCCCUAACAUCACGUCUCCCCGCCCCUCCCAUCCAUUACCAACACGUUGGGUGUGUCCCAUGUGGUGAUCUCUGGUCAUGAUGAGCAUCCUGCACCAGCAACAUCAUGGGAGCACCGGCUCGGAGCGCGAGCUCAACUCGGCCGCCUCCUCCGUCAGCCUGCCUUCCGUCAGGAAGACCCCCAAGAAACGCCGCCUUUCCCUUCAGGCGCUCUUUGGCCGGCGGCGGCGGUCUGACCGCGACGCCAAGCGCAAGUCCAGGGCGCCGCCGGACCCGCCCGGUCUCGUCAGCGUGGACAGCGUCCCGCCAGAGGCCGACAGGACGUCGGCGCACUCCGUCCAGGGGGUGCCGUCGACAUCCUCGGCAGCAGGCGCCUCGGAGAUGCUGGAGUGCCCACUGUGCCUGCUGCGGCACACGCGCGACCACUUCCCCGAAAUCAUGACCUGCCACCACCGCUCGUGCGCCGACUGCCUGCGUCAGUACCUGCGCAUCGAGAUCUCCGAGUCGCGCGUCAACAUCUGUUGCCCCGAGUGUUCGGAGCGCUUCAACCCGCAUGACAUCGCCAUGAUCUUGGCCGACCGCGCACUCAUGGAGAAGUACGAGGAGUUCAUGCUGCGCCGGUGGCUGGUGGCCGAGCCUGACUGCCGCUGGUGCCCAGCUCCUGACUGCGGUUACGCUGUCAUCGCAUUCGGCUGCGCCAGCUGCCCGAAGAUCACGUGUGGUCGCGAGGGCUGCGGCACGGAGUUCUGCUACCACUGCAAGCAGCUGUGGCAUCCCAACCAGACGUGCGACACGGCGCGGCAGCAGCGGGCGCAGCACUUCCGCUUGCGCAGUUUCCGCUCGUCGUCACUUAGUUACAGCCAGGAGAGUGGCGCUGCAGGUGACGACAUCAAGCCGUGCCCUCGUUGCGCCGCCUGCAUCAUCAAGAUGAACGACGGCAGCUGCAAUCACAUGACCUGCGCUGUCUGCGGCUGCGAGUUCUGCUGGCUCUGCAUGAAAGAGAUCUCUGACCUGCACUAUCUCAGUCCAUCUGGUUGUACCUUCUGGGGCAAGAAGCCCUGGAGCAGAAAGAAGAAAAUCCUGUGGCAGCUGGGCACCUUAGUCGGGGCGCCCGUAGGCAUCGCCCUCAUCGCGGGUAUCGCCUUCCCCGCGAUGAUUAUCGGCAUCCCGGUUUACGUGGGCAGAAAGAUCCAUAAUCGCUACGAGGGCAAAGACAUCUCCAAGCACAAGAGGAAUUUGGUGAUUGCCGGCGGCGUGACGCUGUCCGUCAUCGUUUCGCCCGCAGUGGCAGCUGUGACUGUCGGCAUCGGCGUGCCUAUCAUGUUAGCGUACGUCUACGGCGUGGUGCCUAUCUCGCUUUGCCGAAGCGGCGGCUGCGGGGUGUCGGCAGGUAACGGCAAAGGCGUGCGCAUCGAGUUUGACGACGAGAACGACAACUUGGGCGGUGGUGCAGCAGUGACAGACACGACGUCAGUGGCGGAGACGAGGCUGAACAACGCCAGCCUGGGCGACGGGGCUAGCGUGGGCGGCCUGACGGGCCUGAGCCUCAGCGUGAGCGGCAGCCACAUGGAGCGCUGCGGCGUCGGUUCGGCCCAGCGUGACAAUAUGAGCGACAACGCCAGCACCACGGCCCUCGCCGGCACCAGCAUAACUGGCAGCCUGUCAGGCAGCUGCUACAACAGGAUGGAGGUGCAGGCAGAUGUCCAGAAGGAGCGCUGCAGUCUGAGUGGCGAGUCGGCUACCGUCAGUCUUGGCACCAUAAGCGACAACGCCAGCACCAAGGCGAUGGCGGGCUCCAUCCUCAGUGCCUACAUGCCUCUGGAAAGAGACAACAGCCUGGAGGUGCAAGCAGACGUGGAGUCCAAAGAGGAGAAGGUGCGACACUGCAGCGUCAGCAGCAGCCUGGAUGGCGCUAGCAGCCACCUAAAAGAGGCGUCCUCCUUGGCGGGGGACAAGAAGAGCAAAGGGAAGCUGUGGAAACGCGGCGGAGGCAAAGCGGAGUCCAAAGUCAACCACAUACACGGAGACGUAGAACGCCGCAGCACCAUCUCGUCCGAAUUGGACUCGCCGUCGCUGAGCGGCAGUCUGCCGUCAGUGGCCGACUCGCACUGCAGCCGCCUGUCGGCGGAGCUCAGCGAGACGGAAGCGCCCAGGGAGGGCGAGCCGAGCGACGCGCCGGCAGUCAUGUCGCUGCCUGAGGUGGAGCACGAUCGCCUGGAGCAGCUGCCGCCUCGGAGGAGCCACCCCACCGCCUGCAGCCAGCACCACACGUCUUCGCCCAGCGAGGUUCUGUAUAUCACCGAAGACGCUGCCUCCGCCGACACUCGUGACUGCACCUCAACAGACAUCUAGAAAAGAAAAGAAAAAAAAACUCGCUCCUCACGAACCGUCUGUCUUAAGUGUCGUUGUGGAAAACAGGAAGUGGAAUGUCACAGGGUUGGUAGUGAAGGGUGGAAGGAGUCAAAAUGGUUUAACCGAAGGUCAACUUGAAUGUACAUGUGCAAGUAAUGUGCUUGCUCUUUAAAAGCAAAGGUGGAGAUUUAAAAAAACCCACAAAAUAUCCACCACCGUGCCACCCAUUCUUACAGGGAGGGACCAUUUAGUAGCACAGUUAUGAGUCAAUACAUUUUUCUUUUUAACAUUUAUUAUUGUAUGUGCAAAAGUGCUUUAUUAUUGCAUAUUUUCCAUUUUUGGGGAAAGUCUUUUUCAAACAUCUCAGCCCUGUGUCGGGUCUGAACCUUUUUUUUUUUUUCUUUAAGUUUACAUAAAUUUGACAAAAUUAUGUUAUCGACAAACUCUAUGCAAAAAAAAAUAAAAAAUCAUGUCACUAAAAAGCGUUUCAUUGCUUCUCGUUUCGCCAAAGUUGUAGUUAAGUUGUGUAGCAGUUGUACAACAAAUGCUUCAUUUGGUCAUUAAGUAUUUUAACUCGUAUUCUCCUUUAAAUGUUUCACAUUUUAUAUCGUCACCGUUUUCGCCCCUUUCGCUCACAAUUGAAUGCAAAUACGCUGUUGCCUUUUGGGGAAAUCUUUUUCCCCUCUUCAUUGUCAUCAAAAUACCAUAAAGGAGCCAUAUCAUGCUAAAUCAAUUUGUCUGGAGCUGUUAAAAUCCCGAUUCCUCAAUAAAUACAUGCCCAAAGUGGUGUUUUCUAAUUAGAUUGCCCUUGUGCCAAAGGUAAUCAUAAAUCUUUAUAUAAUUCGCUUUGGAAAGUUUAAAAUAGCAUGAUACAGCUCCUUUUAAGUCUCCGAAUGCUAACAACAAACGAGGAGUUUAUUUACAGUAACUUUUUUCAUUCUGGAGAAAGCAUAUAUUUACUCAUUUUUGGCUUUGUAAUGUGCAUCCAAAUGCAUAUCUUUAAAGAAUAAAAUUUCUCAAAUCAA
Molecule: messenger RNA, 3590 nt
Organism: Syngnathus typhle (broad-nosed pipefish)
Lineage: Eukaryota; Metazoa; Chordata; Actinopteri; Syngnathiformes; Syngnathidae
Product: E3 ubiquitin-protein ligase RNF19A-like
Exons: 10
Coding region: 292-2565 (757 amino acids)
Biological process (GO): protein polyubiquitination; positive regulation of proteasomal ubiquitin-dependent protein catabolic process; ubiquitin-dependent protein catabolic process
Cellular component (GO): ubiquitin ligase complex; cytoplasm
Molecular function (GO): ubiquitin protein ligase activity; zinc ion binding; ubiquitin conjugating enzyme binding
Source: RefSeq, a predicted model, not a curated record